AUGGAUUUGAAUUCCAUUGCUUAUGUGGAAUCAGUUAAUUCCAACCUUAUAUGUUGUAUUUGUCAGACACCUUUCGUUGAGCCUGUAGUCAUAGAUAGCUGCGGUCACACAUUUUGCAAGGAUUGUAUUACUCGAUCAUUGUCAACUAGAUCUACCUGUCCGGUUGAUCGAUCUCAUAUUUCCAACGUUAAUGAACUUAAACCUGCUGCAAAAAUAAUUGUGAAUAUGGUUAAUGAAUUAUUAGUUUAUUGUCCUAAUAAAAAUGAUGGAUGUCUUUAUCAAGGACAACGUCAAUUAUUAAAUUUUCAUUUACAAGAAGAGUGUUUAUUCACUAAAUUAGAAUGUCGUAAUGAAGAAUGUAGAGAAAUGAUUUUAAAAAAGGAUUUAUCAAAACAUAUGGAAAGUUGUAUAGCUAGAAUGGUUAAAUGUGAAAGUUGUAAAGAAAUAGUUUCAUUAUCUACUUUAGAGGGACAUAAAAUUACUUGUCCUGUCAACAAUAUAGAAUGUCCUUAUUGUCAUACGACACGUAUUCAGCCAGAACAUACUUUACACCUUGAAGAAUGUCCAGACAAAUAUGUCACUUGUCGUCAUGCGGAAUUUGGUUGUGUUUGGAAAGGUCGUCAACAUGAUCUAUCAGUUCACAUUGGUUCUUGCAGUUAUGAACCAUUGAAAGAGUUUUUCAAGAUGUAUAAGCAACGUAAUUAUGCUCUUGAACAGGAAAAUCAGCAAUUAAAAACAAAAUUUCAAGAUCUUCGCAAUACAGUGGAUUUUUUAGAAGGUCAAGUCUCGGCUAUUUCUGAUUGGUUAUCAACCUUUAUAGAUCCAAAGGGAUUGGUAUCAAAUGCUGAAGGAGAGCCUUCAAUCUCAACAAUUCACGAAUUACUUUUAUCAGACAAUGAUCGUAUGAAAAAUGAAAUCGAAAAUUUAAGUGCUAGUUUAACAGAUUUAGAGUUGAGACAAAACGUUGCUAUCAUGACAGAAGGAAUGAGAAUGCAAGAAGAAAUCCACAGCAUAAAGAACAUUUGUCAUGGAUUAAGAAUGCAGAUGCAUUAUUUAUUAAUGGAGAGGAGUGGUGGAGAGCCAUCCGUUGGGACAGCGGGUCCAAAAAGUUCCGUUAUUAGGCCAGGAUUAAUUGGCCCUAUGGGUUUAGGAAGAACCGUUCCUCCUAAUACAAAUGAUUCUUCUUCGGCAUCAAAUCCACGUCCUCCUCGCCUAAUGGGAUCUGAAUCUCCACGGAAAGAAAAGCUUUAA
Molecule: messenger RNA, 1251 nt
Organism: Funneliformis caledonium
Lineage: Eukaryota; Fungi; Glomeromycota; Glomeromycetes; Glomerales; Glomeraceae
Source: the annotation of a GenBank genome assembly